Molecule: messenger RNA, 5200 nt
Organism: Pangasianodon hypophthalmus (striped catfish)
Lineage: Eukaryota; Metazoa; Chordata; Actinopteri; Siluriformes; Pangasiidae
Gene: chm
Product: CHM Rab escort protein
Exons: 15
Coding region: 59-1780 (573 amino acids)
Biological process (GO): vesicle-mediated transport; small GTPase-mediated signal transduction; intracellular protein transport
Cellular component (GO): cytoplasm; nucleus; Rab-protein geranylgeranyltransferase complex
Molecular function (GO): GDP-dissociation inhibitor activity
Source: RefSeq, a predicted model, not a curated record
GAAACAGAAAAUUUUCGCGUCAUUCUUUGUUGUGUCACGUGACGGUUAUAGAUCCAAAAUGGCUGCCGACAACCUCCCAUCCGAAUUUGACGUUAUCAUCCUUGGGACAGGCCUUACUGAGUCUGUCAUUGCUGCUGCAUGCUCACGAGUGGGACAGAGAGUUCUGCACUUAGACAGGAGAAACUACUAUGCUGGAAACUGGGCCAGCUUUACAUUCAAUGGCCUGCUGUCAUGGAUUGAGGAGUACAAGGCUCAGCAAGAAACUCCAAGCAGCAAGUCAGAACAGGGAUGGAACGAUCAAAUUGAGGAUGAUGAGGAAGUUGUUUUUCUCAGCUCUGUAGACUCCUCCAUCUCCAAUCUGGAAGUAUUCUCUUAUACCAGCGAGGAGUCUGAGGAUGACGUGAACAGCUUGCCCAAAGCAGCUGAGGAGAUGAAUGGCUGCCGUACAGAAGCCCAAGACACAGGUUCUUUCAAUGCUUGUACACAAGACCCACAGAAUCUAGAGGAGAAUGAGCAAACAUCUAAGAACCAAGACCCCUGCCAAUCAGAGGAAGGCAAAAAAGAUCAGCAGCCAAUAAGAAGCCCAGAGCAAGCAUUAGAGGUGAAAAAGAAAAUAACGUAUGCUAAGCUACUGAAGGAGGGGCGCAGAUUUAACAUUGAUCUUGUGUCUAAGCUGCUGUAUUCCCGUGGCUUACUGGUGGACCUUCUCAUCAAGUCCAAUGUCAGCCGCUAUGCUGAGUUCAAGAACAUCAGUUGCAUCUUGACGUGUCAUAAUGGCAAAGUAGAGCAGGUCCCGUGUUCGCGUGCAGAUGUAUUUGGCAGUAAGCAGCUGACUGUGGUGGAGAAACGUAUGCUGAUGAAAUUCCUUACUUUUUGCCUGGACUUUGAGCAACACCAAGAGGAGUUCCAAGAUUUCGCAGAGAUGCCAUUUUUGGAGUUUCUCAAAUGUAAGAACCUGACAGAGAAUCUGCAGCAUUUCAUUUUGCACUCCAUUGCCAUGGUGAGCCAAGAUGCUUCAACCAACAAUGGCCUGAAGGCAACGCAGCACUUUUUGCGUUGCCUAGGUCGCUAUGGCAAUACACCCUUCCUGUUCCCACUUUAUGGCCUAGGUGAAAUUCCACAGUGCUUUUGCAGAAUGUGUGCUGUUUUUGGGGGCAUUUAUUGUCUGCGCCAUUCUGUGCUGUGCCUGGUUGUGGACAAGGAGUCGGACAAGUGUAAAGCUGUGAUUGACACUCAUGGGCAGCGAAUUAGUUGCAGCCAUUUUGUAGUGGAAGACAGCUACAUCCGAGAUGACCAGAGAAUGCAAACAACAUACAAGCAUAUAUCCAGAGCAGUGGUCAUCACAGACCGGUCGAUUUUACCCUCCGAAUCUGAUCAGCAGAUUUCAUUGGUGACAGUGCCACCUCUUGAGCCUUCUUCUCCAGCUGUAAGGAUGGUGGAGCUCAGUUCAUCCUCCAUGACGUGCAUGCCUGGAACGUAUUUGGUCCACCUGACCUGCUCAUCAUCAGGCUCAGCUCGUGAAGAUCUGGCGUCUGUUGUUUCCAGGCUGUUUCAUGUACCCAGUAGCUGCACAGGGGAAUCUGUACAAGGAUCUGAGGAGAAUGAGAAGCCUGUGGUAUUGUGGGUGAUGUACUUCAACAUGCGGGAUACAUCUGGCCUUGACCGCAGCAGCUACAGUCUGCCAAGCAACGUCCAUGUGUGCACAGGCCCUGAUGACAGCUUGGGCAGCGAUUACUCCAUUAAAUUGGAUGUUUUGUCCAUAGCGUGGGAAGAAAUCUGAAGUCGCCAAAUGGGAUGUGAGGGCAUAUCUCAGCAAACUUGAGAUGUACCUUGACCAAAAUUGGUAGGUCACUGAAGGACCUCAUCCUAGGGGUCCCCAAGAAUUGUCUAAUUUCACCUUUAGGUGGCGCUGUAAUUUGAACCACUUGACAUCAAAUCAAGAUUCUUGUUUGUAUUGAAUCUAUUGAAGGUGGGGAGUACUACUGAUCUAUCAAAUUUGUCAUUUCUAAAACAGGAAGUCUGCCAUUUUGAAUUUUAGCAAAAAAAAAAAAUUUCACUUUUUCUCCUAGAAAUUUUGUCGAAUAACCAUAACAUUUUGAGGACAGCAUCAGGAGACCAACUGGAAUGAAAGUUCUUUUUCAGAUUUUUGAUAUGAUGGAUGGAUCAUCCAUAACAUACAAACGAAUUUAAAGAUGAUGUCACCAAACAAGUUGUGAGGGCAUAUCUCAGCAAUGGUUUGAUGGAUUCUGACCAAACUUUGUAGAUGAGUAAUUGACUGUGUCCUAUGGGACUCCAAGAAGUUUGGUCUAAAUCCCUGCUAGUUACGAAUUAGUAAAAUGGCUCAUAACUUUUGAACCACUUAAUCUGCAGUCAUGAUUCUUCUUUCUCUUGAUUCCUUGGGAGGCACCGAGAGCUCGACACGAAUUUGUGAUCUGCCAAACAGUAAGUCUGCAAUAUUGAAAUUAAAUAAAAAAUGUUUGUUUUUUUUUAAUUUUGCUACUCUUACAAAUUUUGUACAAUUAUCUUGAAAUUUAGAUCACGACAUUGUGAGAUCAUUCCAAAAAAAAAAAAACUGUGAUGUUUCAUCCAUAAUCUGCAAAUGAAUUUAAUGGUUAAUGUAUAUAUUAACAUUAAACUUGUCACAUAGAUUUAGCAACAUGGUUGGAAACAAUGAACAAAGUUUGACAUCAUUUGCAACUUGGGAGGGCCACUGAAGACGGGAAGUGAUGAGAUAUCUCAGCAACAGCUUGACCUUUUGCCUUCAAAUUUAGAACAUCUCCUUUGGAGCAAGCGAUGAUAGUCCCACUGGCUUCUAGUCUUCCUCCAUCGUUAAGGGGUAGGGACAGAAAGUGCUUGGCCCUUUAAGUGCUGCUUGCAGCUAUAUUCUUAUACAACCAUUGUACUGUUGGAGUGAAUCAAGUCUCAAGCACACAUGGGCAGAACACACAUGCUGAUUGGGAUUGUGAAAAGAAUUUGAUGCAGUUUUCCAUGCCUGUCCCUUUAAUCAUCACACUAGCAUAACGUAUCAUGAGACUGGAGAUAACUUAAAACUCAUUCAAACACUGGUAUGGUUAAAAAGCUGAACAGACUAACUGGACUCAUGCAGAUUACGCACAAUCUCAGUUUAAAUCUCACAAUUUCAGAGUGGGUUAUUGGUGUUAAUUGAUUCAGGUAAAAAUGUCCCUAUCGUAAGUAUGAUUGGGCCCAUUUUGCUUGCCUGAGUAGCAGGAGGGAUUACUACCUGUUGACCAAGUUUCAGGUCUCUAUUAUUUAUGGUUUAGUCUCCCUGAUUUGUUUUAGUGGGAAAUCAUAAUAAUAAUAAGAAGAAAUAUAGCAGCAAGUGGCAAUCUGUGGGGUCCAAGCACCCCUCACAAAUAGGGCUGAUGAAAGAAGUUUGGCUGAAGGCAGCCAUGUUUUUGAUAUAAUUAAGUGAUGAUUAAAAAUUCAGUUACAGAUAAGCAGAACAAUGCAGCACACCAAAUUGCAGCUCAAAAAGGCCGCUGGUUCCUGAGAAACAGCUAAUUUACCUAUCUUCGCCCCUUUCAAUGACCAUGCCCCAACCUUUGCGCAUGUUCUCAGAUCCUUGUACUGAACAUAUCUUUAAGGUUUGGUUCAAAUCAAUAUCACCAAAUAUUGAAUUACAGCUAUUUGAGUAAUCCAGCGCCACCUUCUCAGAAUAGAUUGAUGUACACCGAUCAGCCAUAACAUUAAAACCACCUGCGUAAUAUUGUGUAGGUCCCCGUUGUGCCACCAAAACAGCUCUGACCCAUCGAGGCAUGGGCUCAACAAGACCUCUGAAGGUGUGCUAUUGUAUCUGGCACUAAGACAUUAGCAGCAGAUCCUUUUAAGUCCUGUAAAUUGUGAGGUGGGGCCUCCAUGGAUGACACUUGUUUGUCCAGCAUAUCCCACAGAUGCUUGAUCGGAUUGAGAUCUGGGGAAUUUGGAGGCCAGGUCAACACCUUGAACUCUUUGUCAUGUACCUCAAACCCUGAAAAAUUUUUGCAGUGUGUCAGGGCGCAUUAUCCUUCUGAAAGAGGCCACUGCCAUUAGGGAAUACCGUUGCCAUGAAGGGGUGUACUUGGUUUGCAGCAAUGUUUAGGUAGGUGGAACAUGUCAAAGUAACAUCCACAUGAAUGCCAGGGGUCUGGAUGGGGUCUGACCGCUCUGCAGCUAUGUGCCCCCAUAUGCAGCAAGCUGCAAUUCAUUGUGUGUUCUGACACCUUUCUAUCAUACCCAUACUCAUACUUUUUCAGCAAUUCAUGCUACAGUAGCUCUUCCAUGGAAUCAGACGAGACAGGCUAUCCUUUGCUCCCCAUGCGCAUCAGUGAGCCUUGGGUGCCCAUGACCCUGUCACAAGAUAACUGGUUGUCCUUCCUUGGACCACUUUUGGUAGGUACUAACCACUGCAUACCAGGAACACCCCAAAAAAAACUGCCAUUUUGGAGAUGCUCUGACCUGUCGUUUUGCCAUCACAAUUUGGCCCUUGUUAAAGUCACUCAGAUCCUUAUGCUUGACCAUUUUUCCUGCUUCCAACACAUCAACUUCAAGAGCUCACUGUUCAUUUGCUGCCUAAUAUAUCCCAACGCUUGACAGGUGCCAUUGUAACGAGAUAAUCAAUGUUAUUCACGUUACCUGUCAGUGGUUUUAUGGCUGAUCAGUGUAUAGUGGCCAUAUUGUUUAGAAAUGUAAACAUAUUUUUGAUAAUUAUUGAGUUUCACACACUGCUGAGUAGUUUGACACCACAUUUGUGAAGAUGGGCCAAAAAUCCUAUAACUAGUUCACAAAAGUAUGUUUCGCAUAUUAAGCAAAUUAUCACAGAUUUAAUUAGGCUGAGCUAAAGGGUGAAAAAGGCACUUUUUAGCAUGGGAGCAAACACAUUAAACUAAAAAGUUUUCACUGUAGGACUUAUUUUCCAAGAGAUAUGCUUGUUUUUGUGUACAAACAUGAAUAGCGCCCCCAGUUCAAGUGAGAUUGCAUCAGAAGCCCGAACAUACCAUUCAAGUUUUGUGACAAUACCUCAGCAAUAACCCUGUCAAAUGCUUGCUGAAUCCUGAUUGUUUUUUUUUUUUUAAUAAUUAGGUCAUUAUCCUAAAAAUUCUAACAAUUCCAAAAGGGUUACAAACACUGUGCUUGUUCCCCUAAAUACAGUUGCAAGUGGCAGUCUGCGGGAGCCAAGCACCAUGUGCGAGUCACACCACAG